AUGAACCCUUCCCCCGAAAACAGAGCCUCAGUGUCUGCCAAGGCCACAGCAGAAUUGGACUCGGGUCCCACAAUCCACGAACUCUUUACGCAGGCGAAGAAGCUCCUCACGCUCCAGAACAGGGUCGAAAACCGCCGUAUCCGGAAGGACAACUUGAAGUCUCAAUCCACCAAAGAAUAUCCCCAAAUGGCCCAUCAACAAAGAACACCGUCAACAUCAACGUCCACCACAACGACCACCACGACCACAAGCCAGCCGCCGCUGAGGGGAGUGCUUGACUUGCUUCUGCCCCUCUCGGUCGAUGACUUGCGGGGCCUGGUGUCCACGUCGCUCACUGUAGAGAAGGUGUCCAAUAAUCCCAAGAAGUUUGCUCCGCCAUGUGAGGUGACUCCUAUGUCGAUCGAGGAUAGUCCGUCGGCGCGGUCAGAUUCGUCUUUGCGUGACUCGACUGCGACGGCGCAUACCACACCACAGAACAGCGUAUAUGUAAAGAAGGAGCCGCAGAAUGGCGUCUAUGUAAAGAAGGAGCCAUCUAGUAACGUUUCUAUGGGAGAACUCACACCAACUUUUGAGGAAAAGAACACUUCAGUUGGGCCCAAAUCUUCCACUGCUCCUAUGCCACAGCUGCCGUUCUCGCAGUCUUCAAUUCGCAAAUCCAAUCUAACAUCCUCGCUACGGAACCAACCACAGAAACCACAGCCUAGCCCUAUAGACCCCAAGGCCUCUAGAUCGUCUCUUUCGGAAAAGUCUGCGCCCGGCACAGCCAGCACAGUAGGCUCGAACAACGUCAAGGUCACUGAGUGUAACAACUGCCAUACUCUCAAAACACCCUUGUGGAGAAAAGACUCUGCAGGAAACACAUUGUGCAAUGCCUGUGGCUUGUUUCUCAAACUUCAUGGCUCCACAAGACCCCUUUCCCUUAAGACAGAUGUCAUCCGCAAGAGAAGCUCUCGUAGAACCUCACAGGUAAACAAAGGUCAGGGUGGCCAAGCAGCCGUGCCAGCAUCAUCCAGUAUUCCAAACAACAAAUUCUACCGCAAUGGAUCGCUCCCGGAUUACACCAAGUUCGAUCCAGAUUUCUCGAUCAACUCGUCAUACCAGGGAAAGAUGGGCUCUAUUGCCGCAAGCCCCCAUGGGUUCUAUUCUCCGGCCAACUCGCACGCACACUCCUUUGAUGCUUCUGUACCCAAACCCAAGAACGUUCUUAUAUUACCAAAACCAUCAGGCGCGGGCUCUGGACCCAACUCAGCUGUCUCCACUCCAGUUAUCAAUGUGCCAGCAGGUUUGGUCCACUCGUAUAAUCAGAUGUCUACCCCUUCAUCCCCUUAUAGCACCAGCGCAUCGCUGCAGUUCAAGAGAAAGAAGUCGGAGCUCAAUAUGGAGCUUCUAGAUCUGUAUAACCGCCGGCAUCCGUCUGUUGCUGCAAUGAGUAAUUCCUACACAAAUGUUGCCAAUGCAUCUGCGUCAAGCAUAAAGAGAGUGUAUUCGAUGGCAUCGAUGAACCACAUGUACCCCAACCUCAACCAUCGUAACUCGGUCACUAAUAUGAGCCGUACUCCAAUGCCUUGUCUGACUUGUUAUACCCCCAACCAUGGAAGUCUAGGGAAACCACACAUCACUCCCCUGGCUUCGUUUACUCAGACAAACCUGUAUUUUGAAGCGCAACCAGAGUCGUUUGGUCGUAAGAGAUCUUUCAUUUCGCAAAUGGAGGGCUUUGGACCUGGAGACACGCCGUCGUCACUAUCAUCUCCUCCCUUUUAUGGAGAUAGCGGCGCCCAUUUGGAGCAUGGCAUAGCACCUAAUGAGAUCGAAAAGUUUGAUACUGCUGGUUACAACGAGAUAGCAGGCAACAAUCUAUUCAGCAAUGGGGGUGCGUUACUGUCACCGAAACACCAAGGCGAUAUUGACACGGAUGACUUCUUCAAGAACUAUACCUCCCUUCAUAAUGAGAUGUUGGGCGACGAGAUCACCCCAGAUUUGCCACAGUCAAUGGCCAUGGGUGAGAUGGGUGAGAAGCAUACUAUUAAGGCCGCACACACGCAGUCGACUCUCACUCGUGGGCUUCAAGGCCAAGGAAUUAAUUUUUCCAAUAGCUGCACCACAUCGGGUGGUGGGGCAUCUGCUGCUGAUCUCGAUUGGCUCAAGUUUGAAAUAUAG
Messenger RNA from Australozyma saopauloensis, 2157 nucleotides. It is a transcript of the gene GLN3, whose product is annotated as nitrogen-responsive transcriptional regulator. NCBI's taxonomy places the organism in Eukaryota, Fungi, Ascomycota, Pichiomycetes, Serinales, Metschnikowiaceae. Gene Ontology annotation, biological process: positive regulation of transcription by RNA polymerase II; negative regulation of transcription by RNA polymerase II. The transcript has a single exon. The coding region runs from base 1 to 2157 and encodes 718 amino acids. The record is from RefSeq and is a predicted model, not a curated record. Gene Ontology annotation, molecular function: zinc ion binding; RNA polymerase II cis-regulatory region sequence-specific DNA binding; DNA-binding transcription factor activity, RNA polymerase II-specific.